UGUCUGUUUGCCGGGGUCUCUGGCCUCCGGGACCAGAGGCGGGGGCUUGGGACGGUCCCCGUGACCCGUGCAGUCUAGGCUCCCUCAGCCACUCUGCCCCAAGAUGGGCCGUGGGGCCGGUCGUGAGUACUCACCCGCCGCCACCACUGCGGAGAAUGGGGGCGGCAAGAAGAAACAGAAAGAGAAGGAGCUGGAUGAGCUGAAGAAGGAGGUGGCCAUGGACGACCACAAGCUGUCCCUGGAUGAGUUGGGCCGCAAGUACCAAGUGGACCUGUCCAAGGGCCUCACCAACCAGCGGGCCCAGGACAUCCUGGCUCGGGAUGGGCCCAACGCCCUCACCCCGCCCCCCACAACCCCGGAGUGGGUCAAGUUCUGUCGCCAGCUGUUCGGGGGCUUCUCCAUCCUGCUGUGGAUCGGGGCCAUCCUCUGCUUCCUGGCCUAUGGCAUCCAGGCGGCCAUGGAGGAUGAGCCAUCCAACGACAACCUCUACCUGGGCGUGGUGCUGGCAGCCGUGGUCAUCGUCACCGGCUGCUUCUCCUACUACCAGGAGGCCAAGAGCUCCAAGAUCAUGGAUUCCUUCAAGAACAUGGUGCCUCAGCAAGCCCUCGUGGUGCGGGAAGGAGAGAAGAUGCAGAUCAACGCAGAGGAGGUGGUGGUAGGAGACCUGGUGGAGGUGAAGGGCGGCGACCGCGUGCCUGCGGACCUGCGCAUCAUCUCUUCCCACGGCUGCAAGGUGGACAACUCAUCGCUCACAGGAGAGUCGGAGCCCCAGACCCGCUCCCCCGAGUUCACGCAUGAGAACCCCCUGGAGACCCGCAAUAUCUGCUUCUUCUCCACCAACUGUGUGGAAGGCACGGCCCGGGGCAUCGUGAUUGCCACAGGUGACCGGACGGUGAUGGGCCGCAUAGCCACGCUGGCCUCGGGCCUGGAGGUGGGGCGGACGCCCAUAGCCAUGGAGAUCGAGCACUUCAUCCAGCUGAUCACAGGGGUGGCCGUCUUCCUGGGGGUCUCCUUCUUCGUGCUCUCGCUCAUCCUGGGCUACAGCUGGCUGGAGGCUGUCAUCUUCCUCAUCGGCAUCAUCGUGGCCAACGUGCCCGAGGGGCUGCUGGCUACGGUCACCGUGUGUCUGACCCUGACGGCCAAGCGCAUGGCGCGCAAGAACUGCCUGGUGAAGAACCUGGAGGCGGUGGAGACGCUGGGCUCCACGUCCACCAUCUGCUCCGACAAGACGGGCACCCUCACCCAGAACCGCAUGACCGUCGCCCACAUGUGGUUCGACAACCAGAUCCAUGAAGCGGACACCACCGAAGAUCAGUCUGGGGCCACGUUCGACAAGCGAUCGCCCACGUGGACGGCCCUGUCUCGGAUCGCCGGUCUCUGCAACCGGGCCGUCUUCAAGGCCGGACAGGAGAACAUCUCGGUGUCUAAGCGGGACACGGCGGGCGAUGCCUCCGAGUCGGCUCUGCUCAAGUGCAUCGAGCUGUCCUGCGGCUCCGUGAGGAAGAUGAGGGACCGGAACCCCAAGGUGGCGGAGAUUCCUUUCAAUUCUACCAACAAGUACCAGCUGUCCAUCCACGAGCGAGAAGACAGCCCGCAGAGCCACGUGCUGGUGAUGAAGGGGGCCCCGGAGCGCAUCCUGGACCGCUGCUCCACCAUCCUGGUGCAGGGCAAGGAGAUCCCGCUGGACAAGGAGAUCCCCCCAAGUACAGCCUGUCCCCCCCAAACACGGGCGCACGCACACACGCUGUUCCCCCAGCGUGGCUGGGAUCUCUCAGUCUGGCUCUUUCUGACUUACGGCAAGGAGUGGGUUAGGAGAGGCCCUCAGCACUGCUUUUCUCCUCUCUUCUCCUUUUCGCAGGUGAUCAUGGUGACCGGGGACCACCCCAUCACAGCCAAGGCCAUCGCCAAAGGGGUGGGCAUCAUAUCCGAAGGCAACGAGACCGUGGAAGACAUUGCGGCCAGGCUCAACAUUCCCGUCAGCCAGGUCAACCCCAGGGAAGCCAAGGCGUGCGUGGUGCACGGCUCAGACCUGAAGGACAUGACGUCGGAGCAGCUGGACGAGAUCCUCAAGAACCACACGGAGAUCGUGUUCGCGCGGACGUCCCCGCAGCAGAAGCUCAUCAUCGUGGAGGGCUGCCAGAGGCAGGGGGCCAUCGUGGCGGUGACCGGGGACGGCGUGAACGACUCCCCCGCGCUCAAGAAGGCCGACAUCGGCAUCGCCAUGGGCAUCUCGGGCUCCGACGUGUCCAAGCAGGCCGCCGACAUGAUCCUGCUGGACGACAACUUUGCGUCCAUCGUCACGGGCGUGGAGGAGGGCCGCCUCAUCUUUGACAACCUCAAGAAAUCCAUCGCGUACACCCUGACCAGCAACAUUCCCGAGAUCACCCCCUUCCUGCUGUUCAUCAUCGCCAACAUCCCCCUGCCUCUGGGCACCGUGACCAUCCUCUGCAUCGACCUGGGCACAGACAUGGUCCCCGCCAUCUCCCUGGCCUACGAGGCAGCCGAGAGCGACAUCAUGAAGCGGCAGCCGAGGAACCCGCAGACUGACAAGCUGGUGAACGAGAGGCUCAUCAGCAUGGCCUACGGACAGAUCGGGAUGAUCCAGGCCCUGGGUGGCUUCUUCACCUACUUCGUCAUCCUGGCAGAGAACGGUUUCCUGCCGUCGCGGCUGCUGGGAAUCCGCCUGGACUGGGACGACCGGUCCAUGAACGACCUGGAGGACAGCUAUGGGCAGGAAUGGACCUACGAGCAGCGGAAGGUGGUGGAGUUCACCUGCCACACGGCCUUCUUCGCCAGCAUCGUGGUCGUGCAGUGGGCUGACCUCAUCAUCUGCAAGACCCGCCGCAACUCGGUCUUCCAACAGGGCAUGAAGAACAAGAUUCUGAUUUUCGGGCUGCUGGAGGAGACGGCGCUGGCGGCCUUCCUGUCCUACUGCCCGGGCAUGGGCGUGGCCCUGCGCAUGUACCCGCUCAAGGUCACUUGGUGGUUCUGUGCCUUCCCCUAUAGCCUCCUCAUCUUCAUCUACGACGAGGUCCGGAAGCUCAUCCUGCGGCGCUAUCCCGGCGGCUGGGUGGAGAAGGAGACCUACUACUGAGCCUUCAGAAGAAGGACCAGGCUCAGGCCGGGGCGACUGGAGGCGGUGCAGGGGAUGGUGAUGCGCAGAAGACUGGGGGUGCUGGGGGGCGGUCCGGGGAGGGACAAUGAGCCGCUCAGCAGGCUAAGCUGGGGGCAGCGGGCACGUAAGCUCUCGUAAGCUCGGGGCAAUUGCCUUGCAGACCUAACUAUGAACGAUCGGCUUAGACACCACACGUUAGGGUCCUUCCCAGAUCCUGCUCCACUGCUCCACCCUGUUGUCCACUUUUUCUGAGGAAUUGAGGGUUACCCCAGCCCCCCGCCGUCGUCUGCCCCCGCACACCCGCCUCCUGCUGGAACACAUCAACACCCCCCCCGCCCCCAGCCAGGGACCUGUCUAAACUGGGAAGAGGGGACUGUCUCAGAUCACCAAUGCCCCUCCGCCUCUCCGCCUCACCCCACCGUCCAGUCCACCCCUCGUUUGCUUCCUGCCAACUGACGCCCGCGCCCCUUGGGAUCAGACACAGUUCCUCCUAGGGAAUGCCAGGCCGGAAAGGGAAGCUGAUUGUAGAAGCCAGUCCUCCGCAGGCAGGCGAGGCUGGUUAGGAGCCUCUAGAGGAGGGCGGGCAGGGGCGUGGGAGGCCGAGGAGGGACGUGGCAAAGGGAGCGGGGAAGAGAGUGCCAGGACAGGACAGCUGAUGUGCGGUGUUUCCGCCCCAUGUCCUGCUCUUUUAGAGCUUCCUGCCAGCAGACCCAAUUCAAAUGUCAUCAGAGUAGCGGCAAAGGCAGCCAGAGAACCCAGGAGCCCCGCUGGGAUCCCGCACCCCUGCCCUGUGCAGUCCCCACCCACCCGGGUUCGUGCCCUCUGGGUCCUGCGGCCCAGGUGUCCCAGAUGCUCUGGCGGUGUUGUCCUCACUCACUCAUGCCUCCAGGCUGCUAGGUCCUCAGAGGCUCCGUGUUGGGCCCAGAGGGACACCUGCCCCUGCCACCCCCUUCCCCGCUGUGAUCAUCCCCAUGAAGCUGCCUCGUUCCCCGAAGCACCCGGCCACCAGCUGCAAUCUGGGUGGAGGACGUUCCUGGGACCUUCCCACGGCCCAGGGACAUGCAGAACCAGCUUAGGUCACCAGCCUGCUCAGAACCUCCCAACAAGAAGAGAGCAGGCGCUGGGAGGGCUGUUCCUCCCAGGUGAACGCCCCCCCCCUUUAGUGGGAGCACUAACCCUGCUUCCCAGGGCGGGGAGUUGGUUUCAGGUUCCUGGGAGACGCUGCGUUGCCCUCCCCUCACCCCAACCCAACAGCUCCACUCUGCAGGCAGCUCGGCCCCUCCUCUAGGCCUAGCCCAGAAGCCCUGGGAAGCCCGGGAGAGACACCCAGCUGAGCGGCCAAAGGGAAGACCCAAGGCAGAGGGACGGAGGCCGUGGACGACCCCCGGGGGGCUCCCCCUUCGCUACACUGGAAUUUUACCUUAUCAGAAAUACCUUGAAAUAAGUGAGUCGUCGCUCCAGCUCAGAAAACGAAAUGGGAAACCACAUGAAUUUGGGCCUGAGAAGUUUGAGAUCUGUUGACUGUGGACAAAGUUUACCUUUGCACUGUCAGUUAAAAAAAGAAAAAAAAGGCCUUUGUUCAGCAAAUUAAAAGCAUAAACCACAUUGCUAGCGAUGGCAUAUCUAGUCCACCUAAAACUAUACUUUGGAGGCACUUUAGGAAUAUCUACGUAGAAGUAGCGCGUGCAUGGGCUAAUCAUCAAUUCUCCUGUGUUUGUUCAAGAAACAUUCUCAAGACCUUCACUCGGUGACCUUUUGUAAGACAUUAGUUCGAGGUACUAUGUAUGUACUUGAAAAUAAUAAAGUCGCAUUUAUGACA
This is a messenger RNA of Nyctereutes procyonoides (raccoon dog), 4934 nucleotides long. It is a transcript of the gene ATP1A2, whose product is annotated as ATPase Na+/K+ transporting subunit alpha 2. The transcript is spliced from 22 exons. Gene Ontology annotation, molecular function: P-type sodium:potassium-exchanging transporter activity; ATP binding; ATP hydrolysis activity. The record is from RefSeq and is a predicted model, not a curated record. Gene Ontology annotation, cellular component: membrane. Gene Ontology annotation, biological process: intracellular sodium ion homeostasis; proton transmembrane transport; sodium ion export across plasma membrane. The coding region runs from base 104 to 3094 and encodes 996 amino acids. NCBI's taxonomy places the organism in Eukaryota, Metazoa, Chordata, Mammalia, Carnivora, Canidae.